CACUCACCUCUAUUUCCAAUAAUAUGUCAAUUCCAAAGGAGACUUUAAUUUGGAUGGCGUUCUCUUCCUAUUCAACAACGAUUGGCUGAACAAGUCGUUUGACUGUAAAAUGAUAGUCAAUGCCAUUCAGAAGGCGAAAAGGGCGGAAUCAGGAGCAUUGGAGACUGCAGAGUUAUUCAAUUUGCUGCUUGCGAAGGAACGUGAGGACAAAGAUUGGUUCGUCCGGAUUGAACUCGAUGAUGCUGGAAGGCUUCGGCGGGUUUUCUGGAUGAGUCCAUCCAAAAGGAUCCUCUACCGCCGUUAUCGGGACAUUGUGCUAAACGACAACACAUCAAAAACAAACCGUUUCAAUAUGCCUUUCAGCGCCUUUGAAGCUGUGGACACCGAUGGGAAAAGUCGUUUUGGUCGGAUGUUCCUUGGUUAGCAGAGAGACAACAGGCGACUAUGAGUGGAUUCUACAUCAGCCGUUGGAGGCGAGUGAUGGAUACCCUCCUGAUGUUAUCAUGACACCAGAAUCUCAACAGAAACCUUCACGGCGCACUGGGCGGCGAAUAGUAAACGUUAAUUUCUUCUUGGUGGACAACACGGAACGCUUUGACGGAGGAGGAGCUCGAAUAAGGCUGGUCGGAGACGAUCAUAGUAUUUG
Messenger RNA from Gamsiella multidivaricata, 646 nucleotides. RefSeq lists its product as uncharacterized. NCBI's taxonomy places the organism in Eukaryota, Fungi, Mortierellomycota, Mortierellomycetes, Mortierellales, Mortierellaceae. The transcript is spliced from 2 exons. The record is from RefSeq and is a predicted model, not a curated record. Bases 110 to 424 code for a protein of 104 amino acids.